This is a messenger RNA of Amoebophrya sp. A120, 2162 nucleotides long. Lineage: Eukaryota; Dinophyceae; Syndiniales; Amoebophryaceae. The record is from the annotation of a GenBank genome assembly.
GUUAGACCAAUGAAUCUGUACGUAGAAGACCUGCACCGCGCAGCAGCUGUGCUCGCUUCUGUUCGAUCUCGGUGAGGAUUUUUUACUCUUGGUUCAAUAGGGGUUGGGCGAGAUAUUGUUGAGCAACGACCGCAACUAUGAAGUACACGCCAAGGAGGAGAACAACCGGCCGCGGGAGCUGCGACUCCUGCUCGACGAACUUGUACUCGAGCUCCUGGCAGCUAUCGUCAUCCUGGAUUUUCUCCGGUCUUUCGCAGGCACUGACGCUGCACGGUGCUGCAGAUGAUUGUGAUUCUUUUUCCAGCACGGCAGGACCAACCCGAAACCGGGUGUUCCGAAAACAAGCGGUGAGGAAAAUCAUGGGCCGUGAGGACCGUUUGAAGCAGGGGAGAAUCACGACCGCAAGGAGCCCGGCGAACACACCAGAGCGGGGCACGACGCUGCUGCGCGCGUUCCUGCUGGCCGCGCCAGCGGUGUUUUUCUUGUUCUAUUACAGCCUUUCCGUUGUUGACCGCUCUUACUGGUGGUCGCCGCGGGACAACGACCACGCCGCAGUCUACAAGCACCAUCACCGCCCAGCGACGCGGCGAGGUUGGUUAUUCGUCACGGCAACCGAAGUUGCCACAUCAGAAAAGGAGAUGACGACCGAAGGUGUGCGAAUGCAGCACUGACAAGAGAGGAACAAGAAAAGGACAACGAAACGAGAAAAGCAGAAGAGGAAACAAGCAAUGAGGCGAAUCAUCAAGCAGAAGUGGAUCGAUAAUUUUCUCGACGGCGUUGCCGAGUUGCACGAUUCACAAGGUGGCACUCCAGAUACACAUAUCACGCAGCAGGAUUUGACGGAAUUUGACAAACACUAUGGAGAUGGCAACGGAUACGUGGAGUGGCACGAGUGGAAAGCCGCCGGAGGCACCCCGGCGACGUGGAUCGGGCUUGGUGAAGAAAAUCCGGACGCCCAUGACGGGACUGCGAGAGAUUUCAAAAGCAUCGAUAUAAGUAAAUUUCACCACCCGGCCUCCAUCAGUAACCCGGUUGGCUACAUACAAGCAGAGUACGGAAUGAUGGAACAGCAGGGGGACUACACUGAUCCAAACUAUGGGAAUAUACCGGAUGAUGUGUGGAAGUUUGAUCCUGUGCAACACAGUGACUAUAACGGCAUCAAUGGCCUGUACGAAGAUGACAAGAAGUUUCUGCACGCAGCGAUGAUCCAUCAUCCCGGUGGCGACCCCAAUUCCGUGUCCAUGCACGAGCUGCUGAGUCUAUCCCACAGAAAAAUACAGGCAGAUCAUGUUUGUAAUGCAAAAAUAAACAAAGACAAAGCAAACAAAAAAAAUCUGUCCUGCGUAUCCGAAGCAGCAUGCUAUGGGCCCCCCCAUGACAGAUUUUUCUGUGUGUUUGUUUUCGCAUUUUUGGACCUGCCCGCUUUUUUCUGUUGGAUAGAAUCUGUGCCAGGACUACAAGCACGGCGACGGACUGACCACGCAAGGGCUGCAGAACUGUGCGCUGGGGAUGUACGGGUGGGAGCUGCACGGGAACAACCUUUUCAAACUUCUGAAUGGGAUGCAGAUACACCACGGAGAUUCGAACGCAGGGCAUUUGGAGUGGAUCGGCGAGGACACGCUAGACAACCACCCAGGAAAUACCCUUGACGGAAAUGAGAAGUCUUUGUCGCUCCAAGAGAUUCAAGAAUUUCCCAAGACGACCGACUACACCGAAAAUAUGAGUGGAAGUAGCACAUUGCCUGCGCAAGGGGCGCCGGUCGGCGCGAGCGAUUUCCCAGGCUUCGGCGGCGCCGGUACAACAAGUAGCGACUCCUGGUGCUGAUACUGGUGUGACUGAUGCUGGUGCGAGUGGUGCUGAUACUGGUGGUGGUCUUGCUCCGAGUGGUCAAGAUUUGGCAGUUGGUGUUACUAUCCUCGGCGCCCCAGCAGUAUUGGGGGCCGGUCUCGCCAGUCUUGAAAAACCGCGUCCCCGACAACCGAAGGAACGCGAAAAAAGCUCGAAAAAGAAGGCCAGCGCCGGAGGAAGAAAGACCAGAGCCCCGCGGGCCCGCUCCUCUCUCCAGCUGGAGGAAGAAGAACACGCGGAGACUACACUGACCAUCACCGCAGAUGAGCAAACCAAGGGAGACAGCUACAUGCAACAGGCAGGGGAAGGGGCUG